AUGAGUCAAGAUAAUAAUAAUCAACCGUUACCAAAUGAACUCGCCGAUCGGUUGGAUAUUUAUGAAAUGAUCUAUGAUUUUCAAAAGAAAAACCAAAAGGAUGUCAAACAAGAAUUAAAAGAGGCAAAAAAUACUGGAAAUCAACAAUUAAUUGAAGAAAAACAAAUUCAAUAUAAAAACGAAAUCGAAAAGAGUCGUAUUGCUGCUGAAGUGAUGAACGAUGGAGUGCAACAAGAUGAAGAAAAUGAAAAAACAACAGCUGAUCAUUUGUCUGAUAUUGGUAAAUUACUUGAAGGUGAUACAAUUAGUAAAAGUAUUUAUUGA
Rotaria sp. Silwood2 is the source of this 324-nucleotide messenger RNA. The record is from the annotation of a GenBank genome assembly. NCBI's taxonomy places the organism in Eukaryota, Metazoa, Rotifera, Eurotatoria, Philodinida, Philodinidae.